UCUAGAGCCGACUUACUAGCACCCAGAAAGCUGUACCCAAACAUGGUGCGCAUGAAUUGGAUGAUGAGUGCUAGUGAUGGAUGGCAAGUUUGAAGCAUAGGCCUCUCUACUAGAAUCUCGUUCAACAAGACUUUCAAACUGACUCUGUUUUCUUCGUGCUGCAUUGUGGUGCUCUUCCAUGGCUUCCAUACCACUGGAUAAAGCUAACUUCCUUGCCCUAGUAUGCGAGACCUUGUUAUACGGGUCCUUCACGGUUCUAUUUAUCGCUGCCAUAUAUGUCAUCGUCCGGAAGCGAUCGGGAAUAAACGUCAAACUUCUCUCGACGGUGGUCAUCAUUUGGAUUCUAGCAACUGUGCAUUUGAUUCUAGAUAUAGUUCGUGCCAUCGAGGCAUUUGUUGAGUUGGAGCGUGGAGGGGCGCAGCAAUACUAUUUGGAUUUAUCAAAUCCUUUGCAGGCUGCCAAAACAGCGAUAUAUGUCACCUUGACCCUCGUCGGAGACGGAUUUGUGAUUUAUCGCUGCUUCAUUGUAUGGAAUGGCAAGUGGUGCAUCAUACCUGGCCCUAUUUUACUGCUGUGCGGGACAGGCGUGGGCGGGUUUGGUGCUACUGUUGCCUUUUCCCAUGCUGCACCUGGGGCGGAAGUGUUCUUACCGAAUAUUGUUCCUUGGAUCACUAGUUUCAUCUCAAUGACUUUAUGCACGAAUAUUAUCUGCACUUCUCUUAUAGCCUAUCGAAUUCUUAGCAUUCAACGAGCCGUUCGCAAUGUCAUUCAAGUGAAACCCGCUCGUUCUGCUCUCAUGAUGGUCAUCGAGUCAGCCGCUGUGUAUUCAGCCUCUGUACUUUCGUUAAUGAUCACCUACACGCUCGGUUCGAAUGCUCAGUACACGGUCCUAGAUCUGACCGCACCCUUAAUCGGAAUCACGUUCACAAUAAUUAUUCUUCGUGUCAGUCUCGGCAUCAGCUCUCGAGAACUGACGGCUUUGUCGGUAACCGGGCCACAGAGCAGCGGCCCACAGAGUUUCUCUUUGAGCCGCCGAACUCCUGUCGCAGUAAAUGUUAGUCAUCUCGUUGAAAUGGACACCGGUGAUUACCCGUCCCAAAGGCAAGAUGGUACUUCUGUGACAAAACAUCUCAUGGUAUAGCGUCUUUUGCCAAAAUUAAGCACCUUCAUCGCCUGACUCUACAUUGAAUUAUCCCAUUCAUAGUUCUGUGAUUCUAUGAUAUAUAACGGUGUUCUUUUAUAGGUGCAGGCACCGAGCCCUGCGACACUUUCUAUGUGCAAAAAUAGAUACCCGCGCUUCAAGUUAAAUAUGUAGCUAAACUUAAAAUCAAUCAGUUCGAUUGAUUCUUAUCUUCGCUUUCCGAUGUGAAAUCCUGGGUAUAACGUU
Molecule: messenger RNA, 1387 nt
Organism: Desarmillaria tabescens
Lineage: Eukaryota; Fungi; Basidiomycota; Agaricomycetes; Agaricales; Physalacriaceae
Exons: 9
Coding region: 179-1141 (320 amino acids)
Source: RefSeq, a predicted model, not a curated record